AGACUAAGAAGUUUCAAAAUGCUCCAACUGUCCAGGAGACGAGGGCCAGGAUGUUUAUGUUUAACACAGGAACAAAUCGAAUCAAUUCAAUUCACUCGGAGGCAAAUACAAAGCAUUUUAUAUCUGAAGAAUUCUGAAGGUUAUACUGGAUGCAAAUCAGCUAAAAAAGGAAUUAUUCAGCAACAUUCCCAAGACUUGCCUAAUUCAACGCAGCUUUUUAAAAUAUGAACGGAAAAUGCUGCGAGCAUCUGUUGUCACAUAACCUGAGCUGAGUCACUUGAUCAUGGGACAGUGCAUUAGCGUCCCGAAUCGAAAAUUGUCACUAAUGCGCGAAGGAUCUACAAAGCGUUUUUACCGUUCUAAGAAUGGUAAUUUAAGUGCCACUUUUCAUGUUUUGGAUUCCGAUCAGAGAUGGGAUUUGUUGAAUAUAAAUAGUGCCACGGAAGAGCAAUUGAUGACUUUGCCUGGAAUCAAUCGUGUUACUGCAGAAAAUAUAGUCGAGUAUCGCCAAAGAAUUGGUGGAUUUAAAAAAGUAGAAGAUUUAGCUUUGGUGUCUGGAGUAGGUGCUACUAAACUAGAACAGUUUAGGACUGAAAUCUGUGUUGCACGCCGUAAAGGCAAUGGAAGCUACAACUCUUCCGUAACACAAUCAUUAGAGUCAUUAACAACAAAUGAAAUAGGUGCACGUUCCUCACCUUCUAAACUUGUGAAUGUAAAUACCGCGAAUGUCUUUCAAUUAAUGAGUGUUUGCCGUAUGACUCAAGAGAUGGCUGCAAAUAUUGUGCACUACAGAGAGCGUAAAGGCCCUUUUAAAACUUUAGAUGAUUUAUCCAAAGUGAAAGGACUACCUCCAGACAGAUUAGCAAUUGUAAAAAUGUAUCUUACUGUAGAUUCAUCAAAAGUAAAUUAUUCUUCAUCUUUAAAUAGCAAAAUAUCUCAAAAUUGUGUAUACGGUCGACGUCCAGUUGGCCAUCGCAGAACAAACUCUGCUCCAAGUGGGUUAGAGAAAACACGUUCCUGUGACCCUAGUACAAAAGACUUCUAUGAACUAGUCUCCUCUCUUGUAACAAGGCCUCCUGUAAGUGAAGUUUUUAAUUUUAAUUACAUAGGACGACAAGUUUUAAGGUUAGCCUCCUGGAAUUUGCAAGAAUUUGUGGUGGAAAAAGCCAAAAAUCCUGGUGUUCAAGAAGUCAUGUGUAGAACUAUUUUGGAAAAUGGUUUCAGUUUAGUUGCUGUGCAAGAAGUUGCAUCUCGUGAAGCUCUUUCAUUGAUUGCUUCUGAAUUAAAUGAACCCAAGUUAUACCCCAUUCAAGAAUGGAAACGAGAUCGUGGUAAAUGGCAUAGCUUAGUUCCUUCUAUCCAGAAUAAUGGUGAUAAUUCUCAUAAAAAGACACUUAUGAAUGGAUUUCUGUAUGACACAAGCCGUGGCUUACAGUUACAAGAAUCCACAGUAUUGUAUAUACCUCCAGAGAAACUUGUGGGUCUUUCCGUAACAUGUCAACCUUUUCUUGGGUCUUUUAAAGUUGAAAAUAUGGAUUUUACUGUUGUCACUUUUAGUUUAAUAUCUGAAAGCUGUGUAAUCAAGUUAUUACCUUCCAUAUUAGAACAACUGAAAGAAAGAAUACAAGGAAAUAAGAAUGUCUUCCUCAUUGGAGACUUCAUCUUACCUCCUGGUCAUACUGUGUUUGAAGUGCUGAAUAGUCAAGGCUAUACCAAUUUAAUACCCAUUGAAACUUCAGUAAAUAAUGGCAAUUGGCAAGAAGAAAGUCACAUAUGGUCUAGCAUGAAUGUUCGAAAAAUAUAUACCGGUCAAAGUGGUGUAGUUUCUGAAGGCCUUAGUCAUUUAGCAAUCCCUGAUGGCUGGAAAUGGGGUGGCUCUGUCAGCAAGCAUUGUCCGGUGUGGGCCGAAAUGUUUCGUGAUGAGGAUGCUACUAGUUCUGCAGUAGAGACUUUGUCAAAUGGCAUAACUAAAACACCAUACACCAACUCUGAAAUUAUGGAUGAAAGCAUCAAUGCACUAAAUGAAUCAAACAAAGAAAAGUCUAAAGGAUUUUGGGAACGCAAUUUUACGUGGAGGUAUAAUAAUAAACAAAGUAUCAGUUGUGAAAAAAGCAAUAACAUCAAUAAAGAGAAUGGAAGUCUGUGAUGUGUAAGAUAAAGGACAGUUUAUAAAUUUUCAAUUUUAUUUUAUUGUGAUUGGUGGAUCCAGGUAAUAGUGAAGGAAAGAAUUGAUAUUUUAAAAAACUAGCAUUUUAAUAUUGUGCUGCAAAAUGCAUUUUACUUACAUCUACAUUUAUUGGACAGUUUCUGUAUAUUUAUUGGAUAUGUAUGUUUUACAUAAUAUUUCAAAUAUGUCAUAUUUUGUUAAAAUUCAUGAAAGCGCCCACAUCUGUUUUAAAUAAAUGUUAAAUUGAAAAAAGAGAAAAUUUUUAAAAUAGUGAUGUGUGAAUUUUGCGUGUGAGAUUUCUAAAAUAUGCAUCCCGUACAAAUUAUGUUUUGCUUAAAAGAUGAGAUUUCAUACUUUAAAAAAAUCUUUACCUCAAGGUAACUAAAAUAUAGCUAUUAUUUGUUGCAUAACUUUUAAUGUAAAAAUAUAAUUUCACAAACUAAUAACCUUUACCUAAUUUUGUAACCGUAAUUUUAUUUUGAUAUUGUCUCAGGUAAAAAUAAAGGAAAGUUAUGAAAGAAUGAAUGAUAUCACAAAGAAACUCUUGCUUGUUUUCCAUUGAUUAAAAUUAAAAACAGUGAGUGUUUUAGAGAGAAAAUUAAGUGUAAUGUAUUUUUUUGCAUACUAUUAAAUUUAUAUAUCUAUAUAUAUUACACAUUUUUAAUCUUCAGUUUUUAAAUCAUCACUGGUAGUUAUAAUGGUUUAUAUGACUGAAAUAUUGAUGAAUAUAGUCUUAAUCGAGUUAUGACUUUUAUUGCACAGUUUUGUGUUUUAUGCCUUAUUUGAGAAAAAUAUUAUUAGGUCUGUUAGUAAAUACUGUCAUAAGUUUAUGUAAUGCAAUUAAGCAUGUGGGAACUUUCUCAUAGUUCUGUUAUGAUAGAUUAAAUUGAAUUAAGAAAUUUUAUUUAGCUUCUUUCUUUCAACUGGAUCUGCUUAUGCUCAUAGUCAGUACUUAAUAUUUUAGAUUUUGAGAUUUUAUUUGAAUGUUAGAAAUUUGAUUAAGUUUUAUUGAUGUUUGAUCAUAAUUAUAUUUGAUUUAUAUAUUAUCCAUUGACCUAAAUUUUCCUAAUGUGGCAUUCCUUGGUCUGUUUGUUCAAGUGAAAAGAUUUUAACUGUUAUAAAAUUAUGUACUGUCUUAUUACUAAGCCAUAUUUAGGUUAUUUAUUUAUUACUACUCUGUGUGUCAUCUGAGAACAGAAGUUGUUAUUCAGCAUUUGCACUUUGUUCUCUAUCUCAUAUUUAUUUGUCUUUGUCUUCCAUAUUUCAAACGCAGUUGCUUUAAUUGCUCAUAAGUUAUAUAUCUUCCAUAUAGAUCAAAUUUCAUUCAUUAGUCAUUAAAGCAUUUGAGUAACUAUUAUGAAUGUUGUAAAAUUCAUGUUUAUAUAUAUAUUCUGCUUCAAUUAUCUGUUGUGUUCCCCCCCUCCAUCAAAGUUUGAUAAAGUCUUUCUAUGUUGCUGAUUUCCCUAGGUUUUGAUUUUGUUCUAUAUUAUGUAAAUAUUCUGGUCAGUGAUAUACAUUGCUCAUUUUUUAAGGACUGAAUCAUUAGUUAUUGGUAUUAAGAAUGCUAAUAAUCUUUUAUUUUCUAAACUGGUGUUUUGUGCAAAAAAAGUAUUCUGAAAAUAAAAUUCAUAUUCAAUUUUUUACUGGUAUAGCUGCAUUUUAAGUAAUAUCAUAUGAUAAUAUUUAAAUGAUAUGAAAUGCUUUGAAGUAAAAUUGCAUCAUAAUAUUUUACAAAGGAUUAUUUAUUCUUUCUCAUAAAAAUCUGCUAAACAAAAAUGUUAAGAAUUAAUUUUCAGUUACAUUUCUGAUGAUUGAUACAUACAUGGAUUUGUGAUUUUUAUCUACCUGUGUUAAUAUGUAUAAUUAAUAUAAUUUUUCCCAUUAUUUUACUUGUGAAAUAAUUAUCAACUAAUUAUUUAUUGAAAUUUUGAAAUUCAUAUAUUUAAUUUGAGCUCAUGGAGUAUAAGCCAUUAAUUGCUCUUUAACCAUUGCAUUUACUCAACUUAAAGUAAAUAAUAUUUUUUUUUUUCAUUUGCCUUAAUGAAUUCAUAUGUGGUUUAGUGUAAUAAAUACUGAAAUUUGGUGAAUGUGAUGGCUGUAUCAAAGUUACAUUAUUGCUGGUAUUGUAUAUGUGCAGAAAUAUCAGUUAUCUUUGUUCCCAUUAUUUAUCAUAAUAUAUUUUUAGUCAAAACUAAAUGAGAAGUUUCAUAUUUUCUUUUGUAACUUUUUUUCGUAAAUUUUACAAGUAUUUGAAAAAUUAAAUCAUCUUAAAUAGCUUCCUAUUAUUUUUUUUCUAAUUUAAAAUUGUGUCGAAAUAUGUGAAAAUUUGUAUUGAAUAAAGUUAGUCUGUGGAAGUUCUGCCAGAUCAGCUUUAGUUUUACUUUUUUCGUAAGUGUUAUGUAUAUAUACACUAUAACAUUUCACAGCAACUCUCUUUUUAAGAUGAACACCUAUCAAAGUGAUGAGUAUUUCUGAAAAUAAUAUUAAAUAAUUGCAUUGAGCAUUAUCUAGAACACUGGAUGAUUAUUUUAGAAAAACUUUUCUUGUUUUGAAAUGUUAAUAAGUUAUUUCUCUCAAAUUUUUUAUCUACUUGUUGAAUUAUCUUAAUUUGGUAGUUAUAAAAAGUUUUUAGAUUUAGUUAAUAAAACCAGUGGUAAAGAAAGUUUUUGUUUGUUACAUUGUCUUUCAGAACUUAGAUCUUGACUAUUUUUAUAUAUCUUCCAUGAAUAUAAUUCAGUAUUUUUACCAAUUAAGUUUAAUCCAGUUUCCAUCCCUCCCUAAACAGUUUACAUGCAUUGUAUUUCUCCAAAUGAAAGUGAAUAUCAAUGAAAAAUGUGAUAAACUUGUAUAAACCUUCUUUACAAAAUCAUUUGAGUGAUACAAUUGUGCAUUAGCUUUUGAAAUAAGAAAUUUAACUUUACUCAACAUUAUGUAUUAUUUUUGUUAAAUUCUUUUAUUUGUGAAUAAUUUUUUUUUGUAGUGUGUGGAAAAUAAAAUUUUAUUACACUUA
Stegodyphus dumicola is the source of this 5177-nucleotide messenger RNA. Its product is annotated as endonuclease/exonuclease/phosphatase family domain-containing protein 1-like. Lineage: Eukaryota; Metazoa; Arthropoda; Arachnida; Araneae; Eresidae. The record is from RefSeq and is a predicted model, not a curated record. Gene Ontology annotation, cellular component: plasma membrane.